Messenger RNA from Coccidioides posadasii C735 delta SOWgp, 1696 nucleotides. NCBI's taxonomy places the organism in Eukaryota, Fungi, Ascomycota, Eurotiomycetes, Onygenales, Onygenaceae. The record is from RefSeq and is a predicted model, not a curated record.
GUCCUAUCUCUGUUUGGCUUUGAUCAAGGUUAAUCAUUAUCAUUACCACGCGCAUCGAAAAGCACAAUGCUCUCGCGCGACAUAGAGCCGGACCCGAAGCCCUGGGAAUCUUCUCCCAUGGACAAGAAUGUAGCAGUCGAGCAGGGUUCAAUUAAGAACCCAUCAGAUGGCGAGCAGACAGGAAGUGACCAGGAAGAAUCUAAAGAAGAUGAGAAUUUGGUCACCUGGGACGGUCCAGACGACCCUGCAAACCCCUUGAAUUGGGCUCGAUCGAAGAAAUGGAUCUGUACAUGGAUCAUUGCCACCUUUGCUUUUAUUUCUCCGCUCUCUUCAACCAUGCUUGCACCAGCACUGCCAACCAUCGCAAAAGAAUUCAAGAUUUCUAGUUCCAUGGAGGAGGCUCUGGUCAUGUCAAUCUUCCUUCUUGCAUACGCGAUUGGCCCGUUCCUUCUAGGUCCUCUAUCCGAAAUCUAUGGCCGUGUGGUCGUUUUGCAGACGGCGAACAUGGUGUAUCUAAUAUUCAACACUCUCUGUGGUAUUUCACGUUCGAAGCAGCAGAUUCUUGCAUUUAGAUUCUUGAGCGGUUUGGGAGGGAGUGCGCCUCAAACGCUUAACGGAGGUAUGCUAAGUGAUUGUUGGCGCGCAGAGGAGCGAGGCAAGGCUAUUGCAAUAUAUAGCUUUGCGCCGUUCAUCGGACCGGUUGUCGGUCCCAUCGCCGCCGGCUACAUCGCACAGAACACUUCAUGGCGCUGGAUUUUCUGGGCUACAUCGAUUUUUGAUGCGGUUGUCCAGAUAUUGGCGUUUAUAUUCCUUAGUGAAACUUACGCACCAAAGAUUCUGGCGACAAAAGCGAAAAAGCUGCGCCGAGAAACGGGGAAUGAAAAGUUACGCACGAAAUGGGAGACUCCUGACCGGUCGCUUUUCCAAAUUCUGCGCAAGAACUUGUCGAGGCCGUUUAUUAUGCUCUUUACGCAGCCAGCCAUUCAGGUUCUCGGGCUUUACAGAGCGUACCUUUAUGGGCUGAUGUAUCUCGUCUUGGCUACGUUCCCGCUUGUAUGGGAGCAAGCAUAUAAGUUUUCCCUCGGAAUAGCGAGUUUGCACUAUAUCUCCCUUGGAAUCGGUUUUGUUAUCGGAUUACAGAUAUGUGCUCCUCUCAACGAUAGGGCGUACUGUGCCCUUAAGAAGCGUUACUCUCACCCGGGGCGGCCAGAGUUCCGCAUUCCUCUCAUGAUUCCCGCCGGCCUUCUUGUCCCUAUCGGUAUUUUUCUAUAUGGGUGGAGCACUCACUAUCGCACCCACUGGAUCAUUCCAGACAUUGGCUGCGCUAUAUUCGCCAUGGGCUUGAUCAUAGGAUUUCAGUGCGUCCAGUCUUACGUCGUCGAUUCCUACCCUCGCUAUGCAGCUAGUGCAACUGGUGCUGUCGCAUUUUUGAGAACGAUGGCAGGGUUUGGAUUUCCCCUAUUUGGCAGCCAGCUAUACGAGACACUAGGACUCGGAUGGGGGAAUAGUCUGCUUGGAUUUAUUUCUCUUACAUUGGGAAUUUUCGCGCCGUGGGGUCUAUGGCAUUAUGGGGAGAAGUUGAGGGCAAUAAGUGGGUAUUGCUCUGGAUGAGCCGUGUUAACUUAAGCGAAGGGUGACGGCGCUCCUCUUGCAGAUCUUGCCCAUAACGAAUGUCUUCAUAGAAUGUACAUACAUA